AUGGACACCACGAGCACAGAAGCAACCUCUUCGGUCCCCCAACCGGAGAGCCAAGACCCCGCGCUCCGCCCCGCCCCCAAAGACGAACGUGGCGCCAGACGCAAGAGCUGUGCGGAAUGCGUCAGCCAAGGGACAGAGGGGUCUUCCCCCGCCAUCCACCGGCCAAGCGCGUUACCGCCGCCCCGUCGAUGUGAUCUCGGCCAAGCCGGCAAGCCCGAAGCAGCCUCUCCAGCCUGCCGACGGUUCAUCGACGUCGAGAUCUCCUGCAAACAUUCGAUCACUGACAGGGCCUUUGGCACCGGGCGCGGCGCGGCGCCACCCUCUCUUCAAGGAGCCGCCACGCAGAAGAGCGGGCGACGGACGUACGACCUCGGCCCUCUCGCAGGCCACCACCCGGAGCUCGGCGCGCAGCGACAGCAGCGCAAGCCGACGCUCCUUUUGAGACGAACGUUGAAGAUUGUAGAGCGUAACGAGAAGGAGGCCGAGAACCUUGAGCUACAAAUAUUCCUCUCCCUCAUGCGAGGAGCAUGCUGGUCUGAGGGCCAGCGGUCUUUCUGUUCUAACCUCACCAAUGAGCGAGAGAAACCACUGGACGAGAGGUCAGUGUUUGAGCCCGGGAAGCUCCACGCCGUGGUCUCCACAUCCGAAUUGCAGAAGAGCCAACCUCGCCAAGACGUCGUCCUUCAAGUAGCGAGCGCUGCCUUCUCGCCCACGAACGCUCGUCCUGUCGACUCUGCCAACCUCAACCCCAAUCUGAUCGACCUGGAGACCUCAACUCAGUCUGCCGCCUCUUACCUGCCGGACGCUUGGCACCUCAAGCAGCUCGAGAUCAAAGUGGCGAGGUUUGAGAAGGAGUCGCGCAACAAGGUUAUACCGAUCGAACGUCUUGAAGCGAGACUGGCUCAUUAG
This is a messenger RNA of Trichosporon asahii var. asahii CBS 2479, 909 nucleotides long. RefSeq lists its product as uncharacterized. The record is from RefSeq and is a predicted model, not a curated record. Lineage: Eukaryota; Fungi; Basidiomycota; Tremellomycetes; Trichosporonales; Trichosporonaceae. The transcript is spliced from 7 exons. Bases 1 to 909 code for a protein of 302 amino acids.